CAUGUUUAUAUUUAUCUAAUUAAAUAAUUGAAUAACAAUAAGAUGGUUUGUGUUACGUAGCUGAAGUACAAAUGUAUAUUAAAAUAAUUCAUUACAAUAAUAAAUUGUACAACAAUAUUGUUAGUUUGUCUAGUGAAAAAUAGUUGAAGAUGGCAGGCGCUGAUAAAGUAUCUUUGCAAGAUGCAUUGUCGAAUGUUGACGUAUUAGAUGAAUUGACUUUGCCGGAUGAACAACCAUGUAUUGAAGCUCAACCUUGUUCAGUUGUGUACCAGGCCAAUUUUGAUACAAAUUUUGAAGAUAGAAAUGGUUUUGUCACUGGCAUUGCAAAAUAUAUUGAAGAAGCUACAGUACAUGCUAGCUUGAAUGAAUUACUAGAGGAAGGCCAACAACAUGCUGUUAUGCUUUAUACAUGGAGGUGCUGCUCUCGAGCAAUUCCUCAACCCAAAUCAAAUGAACAACCUAAUCGAGUUGAAAUUUAUGAAAAAACAGUUGAAGUCUUGGCUCCUGAAGUCAAUAAACUCCUUAAUUUUAUGUAUUUCCAGCAUAAAGCUAUUGAAGGGUUUAGUAUGGAAGUUAAACGGCUUUGUCAUUCAGAAAAACGCAAAGAUUUUGUAUCUGAAGCAUAUUUAUUGACACUUGGUAAAUUUAUAAAUAUGUUUGCUGUUCUUGAUGAAUUGAAAAAUAUGAAGUCCAGCGUGAAGAAUGAUUAUAGCACAUAUAGAAGGGCUGCUCAAUUUUUAAAAGUUAUGUCAGAUUCUCAAACUUUACAAGAAUCUCAAAACCUGUCCAUGUUUCUUGCCACACAGAAUAAAAUCAGAGAUAAGGUGAAGGAAACUUUAGAAAGAAUUCCUGGAUAUGAAGAACUUUUAUCAGAUGUUGUGAAUAUAUGUUUGCAUAUGUUUGAAACUAAAAUGUAUUUAACACCUGAUGAGAAGCAUAUGCUGGUUAAGGUUAUGGGUUUUGGUCUUUUCUUGAUGGACAGCGAAGCAUGUAAUAUCAAUAAACUAGAACAAAAAAAGAAACUUCGACUGGAUAGAUUUGACAGAAUAUUCAAGAAUUUGGAAGUAGUUCCAUUGUUUGGAGACAUGCAGAUAGCACCAUUUAAUUAUGUAAAACGCAGUGCCCAUUUUGAUCCAUCUAAAUGGCCAUUAUCUUGUUCAACUACCAUAAGCCCACAGGCAGAUUUAAUGGUACAUUUACCUCAAAUUAGGGAGGGACAUGUGAAAUACAUAUCAGAAUUAGCAAGAUAUAGUAAUGAGGUGACAACCACUUACAAAGAAUCAGGCACAGAUGCUGAGAACAGAGAAACAGCCGAACUUGCACUUAGAGGUCUCCAGCUACUUUCUGAGUGGACUUCUGUAGUAACUGAAUUAUAUUCAUGGAAACUUUUGCACCCUACUGAUCAUCACCAAAAUAAAGACUGUCCUAAAGAUGCUGAAGAAUAUGAGAGAGCUACUCGUUAUAAUUACACUGAUGAGGAGAAAUUUGCACUGAUCGAAGUUAUUGCAAUGAUCAAAGGCUUGCAGGUUCUUAUGGCUCGAAUGGAAACUGUUUUUACAGAUGCUAUAAGAAGAAAUGUUUAUGCGGAGUUACAAGAUUUUGUACAGUUGUUAUUGAGAGAACCAUUAAGGAAAGCUAUUAAGAAUAAAAAGGAUUUGAUUAGAAGUAUUAUAGUUUCUGUGCGGGAAACUUGUGCAGAUUGGCAAACUGGCUCAGAGCCUCAAGCUGAUCCUGUUUUGAAAGGAAAAAAAGAUCCUGACAAUGGAUUUCCUAUUAAAGUUCCUCGAAGAAAUGUUGGCCCAUCAUCAACACAGCUUUACAUGGUACGAACUAUGUUAGGUUCACUGAUUUCAGACAAGUCUGGUGGAAAAAGAACCCUUCGGAAAGAUAUUGAUGGGGGCUGUUUAGUUCAAAUUGAUCAGUUUCAUAAGAAUAGUUUUUAUUGGAAUUAUUUAUUAAGCUUCAGUGAAUCUCUGCAAAAAUGUUGUGAUCUAUCACAAUUAUGGUAUCGAGAGUUCUAUCUGGAAAUGACCAUGGGAAGGAAAAUCCAGAAAUGUACAGUAAGACAUCAACACAAUGAAGAGUGUUCCGACCUUAUAACAAUGGAGAAACGAAUUCAAUUUCCAAUUGAGAUGUCGAUGCCCUGGAUUUUAACAGACCAUGUUUUGAGAACUAAAGAACCCAGUGUUAUGGAAAGUGUUUUAUAUCCCUUGGACUUGUAUAAUGACAGUGCUCUAUAUGCUUUAACAGUCUUUAGAAAACAAUUUCUUUAUGAUGAAGUGGAAGCUGAAGUUAAUUUAUGCUUUGAUCAAUUUGUAUACAAACUUAGCGAACAAGUAUUUGCGCACUACAAGCAGCUGGCUGCCAGUAUUCUGCUAGAUAAACGAUAUCGUGCUGAGUGCACAGCCUUGGGCUCAUGCAUUUUAGCAUUUCCAAAAGCAAACCGUUAUGAAACCCUUUUAAGACAAAGGCAUGUUCAGUUACUAGGAAGAUCAGUAGAUCUUAACAAAUUAAUAACUCAAAGAAUAAAUGCAGAUAUGCAAAAAUCAUUAGAUUUAGCUGUUGCCAAAUUUGAAGCCGGUGAUAUUACUGGUGUUGUGGAACUGGAAGGAUUAUUAAAUGUUAAUAGACUUUGUCACAAAUUAUUGAGCAAAUGGCUGGCUCUGGAUGAAUUUGAUGCCAUGUUUCGUGAAGCAAAUCAUAAUGUUUUAGCACCCUAUGGUAGAAUAACUCUCCACGUAUUUUGGGAAUUGAAUUAUGAUUUUUUGCAAAAUUAUUGCUACAAUGCAGCAACCAAUAGAUUUGUAAGAUGUCGUGGUAUACAAUUUGCACAACCAAUUCACAGGGACAAACCUCCACAAAUGUCAUAUGCAUAUCAUUGGGGCUCAAAGCAUCUAAGUACUGCUUAUAAUACUCAAUAUGGUCAAUAUGCAGGUUUUGUUGGAACACAGCAUUUCCAUGCUAUGUGUAGAUUGUUGGGCUAUCAGGGUAUUGCUGUUGUUAUUGAAGAGUUAUUAAAAACCGUUAGAUCUUUAAUUCAAGGAAGUCUCUUACAAUUUACUCGUACCUUAAUGGGAGCCAUGCCAAAACAGUGCAAGCUCCCGCGGUAUGAUUAUGGCUCACCUGGUGUUCUAGGUUACUAUCAUGCACAGUUGACUGAUAUUGUGCAAUAUCCAGAUGCAAAAACUGAAUUGUUUCAUAAUUUUCGGGAAUUUGGCAAUACAAUAUUGUUUUGUUUGUUGAUGGAACAAGCUUUGAGUCAGGAAGAAGUUUGUGAUUUGUUACAUGCAGCACCAUUCCAAAAUAUACUGCCAAGGCCUUAUUGUAAAGAAGGAGAGAAGCCAGAAUCAAAGCAGAAAAGGCUUGAAAUGAAAUAUGCAGCAUUGCAAAUUGUACCUAACAUAGACAAGUUAGGAACUGCUAAGCAAGCAUCAAUAGCUCGUGAAGGUGAUCUUCUAACUCGUGAGCGAUUAUGUUGUGGUUUAAGUAUAUUUGAAGUGGUUUUACUAAGACUUCGAGGAUUUUUGGAUGACCCCAUUUGGUCUGGACCACCACCAACAAAUGGUGUUCUUAAUGUUGAUGAAUGUACAGAGUUUCAUAGAUUAUGGAGUGCUCUGCAGUUUGUAUAUUGCAUACCUGUUGGAGAAACUGAAUUUACAGUGGAAGAAUUAUUUGGUGAAGGUCUGCAUUGGGCCGGCUGCACUAUGAUUGUUUUGUUAGGUCAACAAAGGCGUUUUGAAGCUCUAGAUUUUUGUUAUCAUAUAUUGAGAGUACAAAGAGUUGAUGGAAAAGAUGAAAUGGUCAAAGGAAUUAAUUUAAAGAGAAUGGUUGAUCGAAUAAGGCGUUUCCAAGUAUUGAAUUCACAAAUAUUUGCCACUUUGAACAAAUUAUUGAAGGGUGUUGAAGGUGACGGACAAAGUGUUGAACAUGUAAGAUGUUUCCCACCGCCUCUGCAUUCCUCAUUAGCAGCUCAUUAUCAUGACCCCAAAAUGCUGAGGCAUCAACAACAGUAAUCCACUAUUUUCAAAAUUGUAUAUGUUUUAAAAACAAAGUAAGUUUUUAUAUAAAUUAUUUUUUUUUCUUCUCUACUCUUCUUUUGAGUUUUAUGAUUUGAAAUAUAUAGAUAUAAAAAAUUGGUGUGGAUGGACUUUCAAAUCUCAACUGUGAGGGCUUGCAUGUUAUUUUCUUUAAAUAUUUAAUAUCUAUUUUUUAAUUGUUUUACAAACAUUGUUAAUUCUAUAAGUCUUUUUGACAUGAAAUGAUAAUUAUAAAGAAUAAGAGUAAUAUAAUAAUUGCAUAUAUUAAAGAUAAUAUAAUUUUAGCGCACCAGAAUUUGAAGAUUAUUCUAAAUCCUUACUUGCUUCUUAGUAGUUUUGAUUAAAAUGUAAUCUCUGUCAGGACAAAUUUAUUUCGGUAAAAAACAUUACUCCUUUACAAUAUGUACGUGUCAUGAAGAAAUCAUAUUAUUACUCUCCGAAAUUACUUUAUUUUUAAUU
This is a messenger RNA of Ctenocephalides felis (cat flea), 4496 nucleotides long. RefSeq names its product cytoplasmic FMR1-interacting protein-like. Bases 150 to 4013 code for a protein of 1287 amino acids. The record is from RefSeq and is a predicted model, not a curated record. Gene Ontology annotation, cellular component: synapse; neuron projection; SCAR complex. Lineage: Eukaryota; Metazoa; Arthropoda; Insecta; Siphonaptera; Pulicidae. Gene Ontology annotation, molecular function: RNA 7-methylguanosine cap binding; small GTPase binding. Gene Ontology annotation, biological process: axon guidance; regulation of actin filament polymerization; regulation of translation. The transcript has 21 exons.